This is a messenger RNA of Pomacea canaliculata, 4674 nucleotides long. RefSeq names its product mitochondrial import inner membrane translocase subunit Tim29-like. The record is from RefSeq and is a predicted model, not a curated record. Gene Ontology annotation, cellular component: TIM22 mitochondrial import inner membrane insertion complex. Bases 1421 to 2041 code for a protein of 206 amino acids. Lineage: Eukaryota; Metazoa; Mollusca; Gastropoda; Architaenioglossa; Ampullariidae. The transcript is spliced from 3 exons. Gene Ontology annotation, biological process: protein insertion into mitochondrial inner membrane.
CUAAUUACUACAUAAUUAAUGGUAAGUACAACUUGUUUCUAAUAAAAAAUGGUAUCUGCUCUAUUUUUUUUUUCUUUUUUGUAUUUUUGCGGUGAGGAGGCCCGUGACAGGCGUGUCAUAAAUGUAUAUGGCCCCCAGGCUGAAAAAGGUUGGGCAUCACUGUUCUACGUUAUAAUUCACACAUUAAAAAUAUAUAUCAAAACAUACUAGAAGAUUUCUUCAAUAUAAAAGGAUUCCAAAAUACUUGCAGAUACAAAACUAAGUGACCGGAAGUUGCCUGUCAAUAACUUUAGCUUCCAUGCCGCCGACACGAGUUCAGUCACUAUCCCACUUUGCGCACCUUGAGUUGGCUGUCCUUGCUAUUUAUAGUCUCUGUUCUAAUGUAUUUUUGUGUAUAAAUUUUCUAAUAUCAUUUAAUUUAUUUUUUGGAAAAGAACUUCACACUUUAACCUUAAACAGAGGUCAAAGAGAAUUUUGUGAAAGGUGUGAGUGUGCACAUGAACACUGGUAUAUGUGAAAAAUGUUCAUGAACAAAAAUGCAAAUGUUUGCAAUUACAUUUCAACAGUUUCCGAACAACUUUAGGUAGGCUCACCAUGAAUUCACAUGGAUCAUUACGGAUGUCAAUACAUACAAGAGAAACUGAAAAAAAAAAAAAUUCCAACCCAAACCUUACCAUAAAGUCCGACACUACUCCUAAUACUAAUCCUUACCCCCUUUUGCAGUUUAGACAAAGUGUCAUAGGCAUUGUCUACCCUCCUAAAGUUUAUGACAUUUUUUUUUUUUGGUGUGAUUCGUAAUUCUAACAGUGUUAAUAACUUAUGAUCGAAAACAGUAUGUGCUAUAGGUAACGCUGAGCAAAGGUAUCGGUCGGGCUGAUGAGACUGAACAGAAGAGAGCGGGGUUAUGGAAUUGUGUCAUUAAUGAACUGCGUUUAAUGAACUAGGUAAUAAGGAUAUUUUUUUUGGGGGGUGGGGGGUGGGGGGUUAUCAGUUAACAUUACGAAAGACAGGUAUCAUGACAUUACGUGUAAAACCCGUAUAACUCAUUAUUUAGUACUAUAUGAGUGAAUGCAAUUUUUAUUUUUCAGAUCCCUACAUUCUACUGAUGUAACAUUUUAUUCCUUCUCGCUUCCGAUGCAGUUUGUAGAUAAGUCCUUAUAUAUUCGUUCAAAAGUAGGGCACGGACAAGAUGGUGUUCUCUGGUUAGUUUAUGGCAUUUUUCGUAAAACUUGCCAAAUGAGAAAUAGGCUAGUGUAACCAGUGUCAGAAAACUUACAAGAGCGUCCACGUCGAUAGACACCGAGGCCGCCAUGUUGUUUAGAGUCAUUCAGCAGUCAAAGUGUUUGUGCUGCUAGGGCAAGUCCUAUGCAUUGUUACAAAACCCCGUCUUCGUGCCGUGUGUUGUUUAUUGGAAGACGACAUGGCGUCUUUUGCAACACGUGGAAAGCUGCUUCUCUCCAAACUUCGGCCUAACUCCCCCGACAAGCUCAAUAAUACAAGGCUGGGACGGAUCGCCCAGUAUUUCCUGAAUAUUGCUGUUGACUAUAAGGCUGCAGUUAGCGAGAUGAUUGCAGAUAUGCGGUCUCACCCAGGAAAAACAGCCGUGUACGUGUCUGUGCUGACAGCAGCUGCAACCCUUGCUAGAACCAAUCCAUCUGAAACCAGCUUUCAUGUAGCUGUCACUGAAAGUGCUCACGAGCUUCUGCUUCUUGGUGAGUCCAUAAGAAAUCAUCAUUCUGAUGACCAUGUUCAGAGUCUCCUGCAGGCCAGUCUGAAUGGUACCUUAAGGUACAGCAACUGUGGACUCUUUUCUCUCAUGUGGAUUGCUGACUGCAGUCCUGUGGUUAACACAUACAAGUCCCAGUGCAAGCUUGUGAAACCUCGGUGGUCUCAAUUCCAUCAGCAUAUUGUGGAUAUUGGCAUUUUGGGACGAUGGCAUAAGCUGUACCAGGCUAUGCAUGACUAUGAUGUCAACAUGGAGGAGUGGGAUGCAACGGGCAAGAAGAGGACUCUUGCAGGAAAGGAUGGUGAUGCUCGUUAAACAAAGAGACUCUUGCCCUUUAAGGAAACGCCUGCAUGGGGCUCUAGUUAUGAAGAGUUGUUUCAAGGAAAUGCAUCUCAUUUUCUACAGAUUCCAGCACCCUAUGCAUCCCAAUUUUCAGCUACUCCCUUGUGGUAAGUGUUACAAAGUGCCACUUGUGGGAAGAAACACCGGAGGUCUUUCAUGCCAGUAACCGUCUUUGUCCUCAGUAAGAGGCACAGGGACUUGUAGAUUCAUGUAUUCUUAUCGUUGUUUGGGCAGCAGGGGCGUGAGCCUGUGUGCAACAUUCGACUUGGCGUUUUUGAGUGACCCAAAGAAAUUUCUGGUCUGUCUGCCUUGUACAGACUGUAAAGAUCAGCUUAACUGUCAGAUUCAUAAAUAAGCUCAAAUUGUAGCUUUACAAAAAAAAAAAAAUCGGUUUUCAGUCUUUCAUGAUUUGGUGAUCCUCAAGUUUCUUAAUUACCAGUUGCAAACAAAGUCCCAGUCUUGACAUUUGUGUUACUCUAUUUUGGGGGCAUUCAUCAUACACUCUUUCCAAAAACUUUCAUUGAGACAUUAUUUGGUGAACUCUUUUGGUGGCAAGAAAGUGCAACAAUAAUGGGAUAAAAUCCAUAUUUUUGCUAAUGAUCUUGUCAAUAAGUAGUGAGAAUAUUGUCUUUUUUACUUUAAAGUCAGCACCACUCUUUAAAGGUAAGGAUGGUGUCAGACAUGCAAGUGGAGGCUUUGUAUUUAAAAUGAUGGUUCUUAGCUGCAGGUAGUUGUGUACUUGUGCAGUCUAGCAGUAAAGAAAACAAGAGAUUACUGAACAUAUUGAUCUGGAGGCCAAAUGGGCAUGGAUAUUCCAGUUUUGUUCAAUAUUGUAAUUAGAUAAAUGGUUUACCAAGGAAAAAAUGUUUUGAGUAAUUGGGAGAUCAGUAAAUGUGAGAAAAAUCGAGGCAAACAAGACUGCUUUUGUUCAGGUUUUCCCUUAAUAAAAGUCCUGAAGCUGUGUGUAGCCUGGUUGAGAAGUUGGCUGUAAAUAGCAAGAACUAGCCGUGAUGCGGAGUUUUGGUUGUUGUUGAACCUCAUAAUUGCAGAUUCUGAGUAAAAUAUGUUUAGUUCAACCAAAACUGAACUUUUUAUCUGAUGGUAUAGUGGCACAUUCAGUAAAUGCCAUUUUUGUGGUGUUCGUGAGUGGCAGACACUAUAAACUGUAACCACCACCACCACCUCUCAUUUGUCAACGAAAAUAUUUUGAUCAUUUAAUGCUUACUCAAGGAAUGUCAUUGCGUCUAAAUAAACAAGUUUGACCUUUAUUUAGCUUUUUGUUUUGCUAAUGUAUACAUUUUUAAUGUUGCUUGUCUCGAGUUCUUUCACAUCUUGCCUGACCAUGAAUAUUGUGUCCUGCUAUGCCAGCAAGUUAACCCGUUUUGGCAAAUCAACCAGCUACUUCCCAAGUGAAUGCAAUUUUACCCACGGUUAAACUGCAUAUGCCCAUGAACAUAAGCUGUAGAUAUUCCUUCACAUUUUGAGCAUUUACCUGUUGACAUCUUAGAAACUUUAAGCAAAAUCAAUUUUACCAAAGGUUACCUGAUACAUAAACAAAGAGUGAAGUUGCUAUGGUAUAUUUCUGGUCACAUAUAUAGCCCAAACCUGCAGCUGGAGUACAAUAAGGUGGUGGUGGAAAACUGAUACAGUCGGCUAGAAAUUAGUGCGACACGACUAUUUUCUACAACCGUUAAAGCCUGAAACUGGAGUGACAAGGCUGGAUAGACUACAUUUUAACUGAAAGCAAUAAUGUUGUGUGCACCCAAGUUGUUGUACCUUCUGCUGCACGCUUACCCCUCAUUACUAUGUAUCAAGGAGUAUUUUCUUUUUGAAGUUUAACCAAAUUUAAGUUACCCCAACAAAUUUAAAUGUGAUUUUUUUUUUUUUUAAAUUACAAACACCUUAUACAACCCCAAUAUCUUAAAUAUAAUUCCAGUGAAAACUUUGAUUGUUGAGCUGAUGAGUGCAGUGGAAAUGAGCGUUGUUGUGAUGGCAGACCAGAAGACAGCAGCAGGAGAUAGAAGGCACAGAAAGGAGAGAGAGCAGGGUUUUAUUUCCCUCAUCCAGAAUGUAGCAUCAUCCAUCAAGCAUCAGAAAGAAAAACUAUACAUCGAGAGAUAUAAGUGUCAAGAUACACAGUAAAACUAACAUCUACAUGAAAAACAUUUAAGAAGAAUGAGGACAGAUGUUCACAAGUGGAAAAGAGAAUCUAAUUAACAAUCAAAACAGUCCAAAGUCAAAUGUUUUGCUGGUAGGAGGGAUAACAAGGCAAACAGUGAAGGACAUGACCAUGAGGAGGUGCUCAGAAGCCCACUGUCACAGAGGAAGAAAAAAACAAAAGAGCUUUGGCACAGGCUAAGCUCAGUGGUCAAUCUAGGCGCAACACCAGUUCAUCUGAAGGUUUUAUUACAAAAUGGUAUUUAAUAUCAUAUGAUUGCGCAAUACAAUUCAAUUUCUGUAAAUCUGUUCAAUUGGUACAUUUUUUUAAACUUUAAAACAAUGAGGCAUCUUUUGUAAAUAAACUGCAAAGCUUCCCUAAAAGAGGAUUUUGCAGUGACAUCCAAUAAAUAAAAAAAGAUGUUAAUAUUGAUUCAGUCGGGUUUUUU